ACAGUUCCCAGAUUCCUGCAGGACCAGCUGCCAAAAAGUUGUUCUGGUAAUUUGAUGCCACUCACAAGAAAAAAGCCAGCAAAACAGCAAACCUUUUGAGGACUUAUUCUAGCUACUGGAGCAAAGCAAGCAGCAGGCAGCUGGUUAUGGAAAUUGUAAUCAAUCUCUUGUGGUCCUGGCUACCGGGGAGUUCCUCUUGGUUUUUCUUUUGGACUGUGGCAUUGAUCUUCACCUGCGUGGCUCUGAAAGCCAUCCAGCUAUUUCAGACAAGGCAGAAACUGAUCAAGGGUUUUAGGAGUUUCCCAGGACCUCCAAGCCACUGGCUAUAUGGCCAUAUCCACAUGAUGAAGCCUGAGGAAGAAUUCCUGAACGCGGCAGCAUGGACAGAAAAGUACCCGCACUGUUAUCCACGUUGGUAUGGAAAUUUCUUGGCUUUCCUGUGCCUCAACCACCCUGAAUAUACAAAGACAGUGUACAGCAGAGGUGAUCCUAAACCUCUUAUAAUAUACAAAUUCCUAAUUCCAUGGAUUGGAAGGGGGCUUCUAAUCCUGAAUGGGCCAAAGUGGCAGCAGCACCGAAAACUGCUGACUCCCGGAUUCCAUUACAAUAUUCUGAAGCCUUAUGUGCCUCUUAUGGCAGAAUCAGUCCAAGAUAUGCUGGAUAUAUGGGGAAAGCUGGAACUCAACAACCCCACAGCAUCAGUGGAGAUGUUCGAACAUGUCAGCCUGAUGACUCUUGAUACUAUUAUGAAAUGUGCCUUCAGCUACCAGGAAAAUGCUAAAACAGACAGAGAAAAUUCCUAUAUUCGAACUGUUUUUGAUCUCGGGUUCCUGGCUUAUCAGAGAUUUAAAACACCAUUGCAUCACAAUGAUCUCAUUUACCGGUUGAGCUCCAAAGGGCGUCAGUUUUACAAAGCUUGCAAAAUAGCCCACCAUCACACAGAGAAGGUAAUAAGAGAGAGGAAGGAUUCCCUCAAGAAUGAGAAAGAGCUUGAAAAGAUUCUGAAGAAGAGGCAUUUGGACUUCCUGGAUAUUCUGCUUUGUGCAAAGGAUGAAAAUGGAAAUCCAUUGUCGGAUGAAGACAUACGUGCAGAAGUGGACACAUUCAUGUUUGAAGGUCAUGAUACCACAGCUAGUGGAAUCUCUUGGCUCUUUUAUUGUAUGGCCCAGAACCCUGAGCAUCAGCAGAGAUGCAGAGAGGAGAUCAUGGAGCUUCUUGGGCGACAGGAGGAUAUUCAAUGGGACGACUUGGGAAAGAUGACGUACAGCACCAUGUGCAUUAAGGAGAGCCUUCGGCUUUAUCCUCCAGUACCUCUCAUAGCACGAGAACUGAAUUCACCUGUGACCUUUGCUGAUGGACGAAGCUUACCAAAAGGCUUUCUAACAAUAUUGGAUAUUUACGGUCUUCACAGAAAUCCUGAGGUUUGGGACAAUCCUGAGGAUUUUAAUCCUCUAAGAUUCUCCACAGAGAAUUCAAAGCAUCGCCACCCAUAUGCUUUCUUGCCUUUUGCUGCAGGGCCAAGGAACUGCAUUGGACAACAGUUUGCCAUGAAUGAAAUGAAGGUUGCUCUUGCCCUGACACUCCAGCGCUUUGAGCUUUUGCCUGAUCCUGCCAACCUUCCGAUUCCCAUGCCACAACUUGUCACCCGAUCAAUGAAUGGGAUAUAUCUGAAGCUGAAGGCUCUCCACUGAUGCUUGCUGUUACCACAGUAGUAAUGUCUGCUUCAGGACUCUCGAUUCCUACCAAUAAAUAUUGGUAGGCACUAUUAAUAUUAAUAUUAUGCACUACACUUCUACAGAAGCUGGUUCAGGAAAUGGCACCUCUUCCAAAUAUAGAUUUCCCCCCUGUAUUUUCAGUCAGCUAUUACUGCAAUAAAAAUGUUCAGUCAUCGCUUUUACAUUCUCAACCCAACAUGCUUCCUUUUAUCCUACCAGAUCAUAUUCUGAAAUAAAUGCACUGGAUUAACUUAA
Messenger RNA from Zootoca vivipara (common lizard), 1970 nucleotides. Its product is annotated as cytochrome P450 4B1. Lineage: Eukaryota; Metazoa; Chordata; Lepidosauria; Squamata; Lacertidae. Gene Ontology annotation, molecular function: monooxygenase activity; iron ion binding; heme binding. The record is from RefSeq and is a predicted model, not a curated record.